AUGGGAUGUACUACAUCAAAGCUUGAUGAUGAAGAGGCAGUUCAGCUUUGUAAAGAUCGAAAACGAUUCAUUAAGCAGGCUGUAGAGCAAAGAACAAGAUUUGCCUCAGGACACUUAGCUUAUAUCCAGUCCUUGAAAAGAGUUUCGGCAGCUCUUCGUGAUUAUGUUGAAGGAGAUGAGCCCAGAGAGUUCUUGUUAGAUUCGUUUAUAACACCACCUUUUACGCCUGUAAAGAAAACUAGUCCUGGUUUCAUCUCAAUUUCACCGAAAUCCUUCUCUGCAGCUCCUAUCCAAUCUGGACCUACUUCUACUUUUAAAGUAAAUUAUUUGAGGCCCAACAUUCCUCCACCAUCACCUCAAACUUCUCAGUGGGAUGGCUUUUGGAACCCAUUUUCAUCAUUAGACUACUAUGGUUAUCCCAAUCGCAGUAGCCUUGAUCAGAUGGUUAUGGAUGAUGAUAUCAGAGGACUAAGGCAGGUUCGAGAAGAAGAAGGGAUUCCUGACCUGGAAGACGAAACUGAACAAGAAGAUUCAGAUAACAAAGCAAAUGUAGCAGAAGAACGAGCUAAGGUUGAUGCCAAUAACACAAGAGAAGAAGUCCUUGUUGAGGAUGUUGAUGAGGACGAGGAUGAUGAUGAGGAUGAUGAUGAAACUGAUAGUGAAUGUGAAUGUGAACAUGAAGUGCCAGGGUCACAGCCAGGAUUGCAAUCACAAGGUAGUGUGAAGAUAGAGCUAUCACGAUCUCAAAAUUCCGGACAGGUUGAGGUUCGCAAUCAAGAAAUGCAAGUUGGUAACGGUGAAGCCAAGGCAGAAACACCAGGUUUUACUGUCUAUGUAAACCGAAGGCCAACGAGCAUGGCAGAAGUCAUCAAGGAUCUUGAAGAUCAGUUCACAGUUGUUUGUAAUUCAGCGAAGGAAGUGUCAGACUUGUUAGAGUCUAGCAGAGCUCAGUACUCAUCAGCUUCAAAUGAACUCACAGCCAUGAAAAUGCUGAAUCCAGUAGCACUGAUACGCUCGGCUUCAUCUCGGUCAUCAUCAUCAAGAUUUAUGAUCAAUUCUUCAAGCUCUAAAGAUGAAGAUUGUGAUAGCAGUAGUGACUUCUCAGAGGAAUCUUGCAUGUUGUCAGGUAGUCACCAAUCAACAUUGGACAGAUUAUAUGCCUGGGAAAAGAAACUCUACCAAGAAGUUAGGUGUGGAGAAAAGGUUCGAAUCGCAUACGAGAAGAAGUGUACGCAACUCAGGAACCAAGAUGUCAAAGGAGACGACCCCUCUGUUCUGGAUAAAACAAGAGCAGCCAUUAGGGAUCUGCAUACUCAGAUAAAGGUUUCAAUACAUUCAGUUGAAGCUGUGUCAAAGAGAAUAGAAACUUUAAGGGAUGAAGAACUGCAGCCUCAACUUUUGGAAUUGGUACAAGGGUUAGCGAAGAUGUGGAAAGUAAUGGCAGAAUGCCAUCAGUCACAGAAGUGCACUUUAGACGAAGCCAAGCUAUUACUAGCAGGCACACCUUCAAAACUGGAAGCAAAAAGACACUCUUCCAUGUCAGUUGCCAACCCUCAACGGCUAGCCAGGUCGGCUUCCAACCUCGAGGCAGAACUCAGGAAUUGGCGAGCCUGUUUCGAGGCAUGGAUCACUUCUCAACGAUCCUACAUGCAUGCACUAACCGGCUGGCUCCUCAGGUGUGUUAGGUCAGAUCCUGACACAUCAAAACUUCCGCUCUCACCUCGUCGAACCAGUGGAACCUUUCCAAUGUUUGGACUUUGCAUCCAAUGGUCAAGGUUUCUUGAUGCAAUACAGGAGAUGCCAGUUCUUGAUGGCCUAGACUUUUUUGCAGCUGGGAUGGGGUCUAUCUAUGCACAGCAGCUCAGAGACGAUCCACACAGGGUUCCAAUCGGUUCAAAGAGAUUUGGAGCUGGGUUUUCAGUUGAGUCAGGCAGAAGUAUGGAAUUGGUGGAGGUUGGUGAGGUAGAAGAUGUAAUGACUACAGAGAAAAUGGCUGAAGUUGCCAUAAAGGUUCUUUGUGCAGGAAUGUCAGUUGCAAUGAGCUCACUGACUGAAUUCGCUAUUCGUUCUGCAGAGGGAUAUGCAGAACUUGUUAAGCAAUGGGAGAACGUCAAGUGCUCCGAGAGUUCCAGUGGGGCUGGAACAUAA
Messenger RNA from Dovyalis caffra, 2148 nucleotides. The record is from the annotation of a GenBank genome assembly. Lineage: Eukaryota; Viridiplantae; Streptophyta; Magnoliopsida; Malpighiales; Salicaceae.